This is a messenger RNA of Venustampulla echinocandica, 2898 nucleotides long. RefSeq lists its product as uncharacterized. Bases 1 to 2898 code for a protein of 965 amino acids. Gene Ontology annotation, cellular component: nucleus. Gene Ontology annotation, biological process: regulation of DNA-templated transcription; DNA-templated transcription. The record is from RefSeq and is a predicted model, not a curated record. The transcript has 2 exons. Gene Ontology annotation, molecular function: zinc ion binding; DNA-binding transcription factor activity, RNA polymerase II-specific; DNA binding. NCBI's taxonomy places the organism in Eukaryota, Fungi, Ascomycota, Leotiomycetes, Helotiales, Pleuroascaceae.
AUGACCCAAGUAUACACUCGACCAGUAGUUGCCUCUUUACAUGAACGAACACAUAGCUACGAGAGGCAGCAAGCGCCGUUUUUUUCAAUAGAAAGCCAGGAUCCCAACACAUCUACAUCCCAUCGAGACCUGGAGGCAACAGAACGAGGUGGAAGAGACCCCCCGCAUCCUCGUUCACCAAUGUCCGACACCAGCAAAGGACUUCGGGGAGUUGGAGAGUUGUACCAGAACCACCCAGAUAUCAACCAACAUCAUUCUCGGGAACGGCUACCCUCAUUAAGUAGUCUCUUCGGUUCUAGUUCACACCAGAGCAGACCUGCUCAGUCGCCCUACUCAGAUCGUCACAGUCCCAUCUUUCCAACCGCAUCACCUCACGAUAUUCGACCUCCUGGAACCCCCGUCCAUCCGGAUAGACCCUUUGAUGGAUCCUACUUUCAGCGCCCAUCUCAACAAUAUCCACUUACUUCUAAAGUGGAGCAAGCCGAAAGGUUGGGAAUUGCUCUAUCUUCUCGCGCUGCACAAACACCGCUAAGGGCGGAAUCUCCUCGAUACGAAGCACGAUUUGGUCCGGCUGAGGCAUCCAGAGCCCAAGCACCUUCUCUCAAUGCUUGGUCUCCUCGUCCCCAGUCUGGUCGAACUGAAUAUUUCCCUAGGGACACGUCUUCAUCGUUCCGUACCCAUUCAGACCAUGCCCAUCCGUCACAUCGGCCUGAGCCAGAACUCAGGGCGAGCUAUCGUGACGGAUCGCACAGCAUGCCAGUUACCCCAAGUUUCCCUCCGACGCCUGCAAGCACGGUAGUUGGUGAGCUGACGACGGCAAAGGACGGCCUUGGACCCAAGAUCUGGACAGGGACGCAGUUUCUGCCUCGUUUUGUCCGACAGGCUGAGGCUCCAGGUGAAGGAAUGUGCUAUUUCUACGACGAUGGCACGCAUUGUAAGACGGUGAUUGAUGGCGAAGCGGUAAAUGCUCACUGGGGCGUGACGAAAGCUGGGAAACCUAGAAAGAGGCUAGCAAUUGCUUGUAUAACUUGCAGAGAGAAGAAGAUCAAGUGUGACCCUGACUACCCUCGCUGCGUCCAGUGCGAGAAGUUUGGGACAAUGUGCAAGUUCAAGAAUGCGCCUCGAGGUGGCCAAGGAUCGCCAGACACACCACCAGCUGACCCAGAGGAUGUUGUAUCGAGAGCAGGUUUGUCUCAAGCUGAUGCCGAGUCAUCUAAAGCUGGUGAACGUGACGACAGUAGAUCUGUUUCUCCUCGACCUGUAUCGCGAGUCACCCCCGAGCCGGAGACACACCACGCAAAGCGCCAAAGGACAGGCUAUAGCAAUUUCACUCCCGUUCCUUCGGAAGGCUCCCCGCAGCAAUCUGUUCGGGAAGUCGAGUCUCCAGCUGUUCCAUGGCCACAGCCUUCAAAUCUAGGUGGCUUCGACCAUGACCUACUUCGCGAAUGGCAGGUCAAUCCUAACACUAUCCGUCCCGCAGUUGUUAGCGAACUAGUUGAUGUGUUUUUUAAGCACGCUCCAGAAACCUCAUCGUCGAUGUUUCCCCGAGGCGCCUUUAGGCUAUGGAUUCUUUCUGGAAGGGAGAAGUCUCUGGAUGACCUCAUGCUUAUUUACACCGUCCUUGCCCUCGGAAGCAUCUUCUCGCAGAACCAAGAACAUAAAGCUCUCGGCACUCAGUACGCGUCCAUCUCUCGAUAUGCUUGCGAAAACCGUCGAUUUAGCAUUCAGCUUGUGCAAUCCCGACUGUUGCUCUCCCUAUAUUAUUUUGCCAUGAACAAUUCAAACGACGCUUGGGAUUUCUGCGGAGCAGCAGUCAGGGCGGCGAGCGGGUUAAGGCUAAACGUGGAAAUCGAGAAGAGCGAAGAUGCCUAUCUUGAAUUUUUCCCUUACGGCCUAAACCGCGCUGGUUAUGCUGAAUGUAGAAGACGCACGUUUUGGAGCUGCUACCUCAUGGACCGUUUCAAUGGGUCCUGCUCUGGGCACCUGAGCAUGCUCCACCCCGAGGACGUCUUCCUCCGACUCCCUUGCGAUUCGACUAGCUUUGAAUCGCAAGCAAAUAUCCAAACCCCUUUCUUCGAUAUCACAACUCCACCCAUCCCGAAUAAUAACUGGACUGUUGACUCUAUGGCCUAUUUGAUCAACGUCUCAACAAUCUGGGGAGAUGUUACGGCGAGCAUUUAUCGAAACUCCCAGCGAUGUAACCCUUCGGCGUCGAACUCCUUCAGCACGUUUUAUGAAGCCACAACUCGACGUCUCCAUGAAUGGAACGAUUCAUUACCUCGCUCCUAUGCCUUUUCUGGAGAGAAUCUAUGGAGAGCUGCUGAGGAUGGGAAGAUGAACACCUUUGUAAUGAUGCACACGGUAUAUCAUUCCACGAUGAUCAAGCUGAAUCGUUACAUCCAACGAUCGUCUCUCCAUAGUUCUCAGCUUGAUCAUCACAUUACGGUUGCGCAGCAACAUGCGGAAGCACUACUAAGGAUUACGGAUUCGAUCGCCGCUCGCCAGGCAUCAGCAUCGUCUGGUGUAAGUGACCAGACCAUGCCGCGCGCAAAGCUCUCAACCCCUUUUGUAGGAUCCUCAAUAGUUUCCGCGAUCGAUGUCGUCACCGCAAAAUUCCCACUCGCAUCAGUUCCUAGCCGCCUCGCAUCAUUCAUAGGUGCACAAUCAGUUCUUGCAGAGCUCGCAAUCUUUUGGCAAAGCGCAAAGAAUCAACAAGCUCUUGUUCGUGAACGAGUCGGGGAUCUGGCGGAACUCACGGCAGAGCGGAGUGGGCCAGGAGCAAGAGAGUUCGGAUUUGGCAGCGUGGGAGCGACGAAUAAGGAAGGGCAGGUAAUAUUUGAGAUGAGGGAUGCGAUUGAGAAGACCUUCUCGAGAGAUUACGAUUGUGUUUACGGUUGA